AUGCCGACGUGUUGCGACAUCUCAGGAUCAGAGAGUGUCUUUACUGGCCAAGAAUGUACAGCGACAUGGAAAAAUAUUGUCAGCGAGUGUGACACGUGUAACACUCAUUCCAGUGAUCAGAGGAAAGAGCCUUUGAUUCACCAUGAAGUCUGCCAACGACCAUGGCAGAAAGUAGGAAUAGAUAUAUUCACCCUCAACCAGAAGGAUUUCCUUCUAACAGUUUACUAUUUCUCCAGUUUCUUCGAGGUUGAUCGAUUACACGACAAAACUGCAAAAGAAAUUGUAGGCAAAGUUCGUUCUCGCUUUGCACGUCAUGGGAUUCCCGACACCGUCGUGACCGAUAACGGACCACCUUUUUGUUCCAACGACUUCGCAGCAUUUGCUCAUUGUUACGAGUUUGAGAAUAUCACAAGUUCUCCGUUGUACCCUCAGUCAAAUGGAAAGGUGGAGAAUGCUGUCAAAGUCGCGAAAAGACUUAUGAUCAAAUCAAUCGCGGAUGAGAAGGACCCGUAUUUGGCACUCUUAAACUGGAGAAACACACCAUCGGAAGGACUAGGGAGUUCACCAGCACAACGCCUUUACAGCCGGAGGACUAAGACGUUACUUCCAAUGCCAGCACACCUGUUGGAAUCUCAAGUUCAGCAGAAUGUAACUAAACUGUUGACUGAGCGUAAGGCGAAACAAGCAUAUUACUACAACACUGGUAGUAAAGAGCUCGAAAGGCUUAAAACAGGUGACACAGUGAGAGUCCGACCGCAUGGGCGCACACAACAGUGGCAAAAGGCUGUUGUACGAGAUCAAGUGGACAUCAGAUCUUACAAAAUAAGAACUGAGGAUGGACGAGAGUACAGGAGAAACAGAUGGCAGUUACGAAAGACCGUCAGUUCUAGGCAUAUUCCCUUAUUGGCCGACAUGGAUCACCCUUCGGAACCUCCGCGAGUGACUGAACCAUCACCGCCACGGGUCUCGCGCAUUCCGUUCGAACCACCAUCACCGCCACAAGUCUCGCGCAUCCCGGUACGCGACCGUCCGAGUAAGUCUGAAACUCCGACAGGAAUUCCGAGUGACCCUGCAUCUGGCAUGACUCCGGAUCCGAUGACGCCCCAAAAGACGCGAUCAGGACGUGUCGUAAAGCUACCUGAACGCUUUACUUUGUAA
Mizuhopecten yessoensis (Yesso scallop) is the source of this 1158-nucleotide messenger RNA. RefSeq lists its product as uncharacterized. The transcript is spliced from 2 exons. Gene Ontology annotation, biological process: DNA integration. Bases 1 to 1158 code for a protein of 385 amino acids. Gene Ontology annotation, molecular function: nucleic acid binding. The record is from RefSeq and is a predicted model, not a curated record. NCBI's taxonomy places the organism in Eukaryota, Metazoa, Mollusca, Bivalvia, Pectinida, Pectinidae.